Molecule: messenger RNA, 2374 nt
Organism: Sinocyclocheilus anshuiensis
Lineage: Eukaryota; Metazoa; Chordata; Actinopteri; Cypriniformes; Cyprinidae
Product: oxysterol-binding protein-related protein 11-like
Exons: 12
Coding region: 335-2374 (679 amino acids)
Cellular component (GO): membrane; cytosol; Golgi apparatus
Molecular function (GO): sterol binding
Source: RefSeq, a predicted model, not a curated record
GUAAAAUAACACUAAAAAUGUCAUUCUAGAAAACUAUAUUGAUAUGAUCAAUAUGCUAUGCAUAAAAUAAAUAUAACCUAAUAAUUCUGUUUGUGCGGUUUAAUGAAUGUUUUAGACUACCUCCUGUCACAUGAUGCGGGUCGCGAAUGACUUCACGCUCUGUCAUGGCUGCACGAGACAUAAACAUGCCAGAGGUUCUGUAGUUCAGAGCAUUAAACCAGUGGCCAUAACAAAUCAUUCUGACUUUAGGUCCGCCAUAUGAACUCGGCUGGUCGGUGUUUUGUGCGGCAGGUGAAGUGAUAGCGGAGUUGUAUAUCAUAGGAAGGAUCCGAUCAUGCAGACUGAAGCCGUGCUGGAGCAUCACGGCGGCUCACAGAGUUCCUGCAGGACGGGCUCCAAAUCCUGGCAAUACAGUGAUCUGAUGGAAAAGGUGGAUGGGUAUUUGAUGAAGUACACCAAUCUUGUGACUGGAUGGCAGUAUCGAUAUUUUGUGCUCAACAAUGAGGCAGGACUGCUGGAAUAUUUUGUGAAUGAGCAGUCCAGGAAUCAGAAGCCCAGGGGCUCGCUGCCAUUAGCUGGUGCGGUGAUUUCCCCCAGCGAUGAAGAUUCACACACGUUCACUGUCAAUGCCAUCAGCGGAGAGCAAUACAAACUUAGAGCCUCAGAUGCAAAGGAGCGACAGCACUGGGUCAGCCGACUGCAGAUCUGUGCGCAGCACCACACGGAGGCGCUAAGCAAAUUAUCCGUAAUCCCACAGACAAACCCACCACUUCAGACUCGCAGUCUCUCCAUGGCGUCUCAGGGCAGUGGCAGCUCUCCAGGAUCUCAGCACAGGGUCAACCAGAACUCAAACGCCCUGUUGGGCCUGUCCCAGCUGCAGCGCAGCUCAUCUCUUUACUCCAGCAGAAAGUUGCUGAUGCCUGAUCACUUGCUGGAGGCCAGAGAGAUGAUGAGCCAGGCGCAGGGCCAGCACAGAGACCUGAUCCAGAGUAUUGAGGGUCUGCCCUCCUCCCAGGGACCCUCUCCCUUGGACCAAGACUUGCUGCUGCUGAAAGCCACCUCUUUGGCUACCAUGACCUGCCUCAGCGACUGCCUGCAUAUCCUGCAGCUCCAACAAGUGGCUCGGCAGAAAGCUCCUCUUGGUGGCCCUGUCCUCGAGUGGCUGGAACCAAAACUUCCUGACAUCCUGAAGAAUGGAGGCACGCUACCCAGCAUCACCAAAGAUGAUGGUAAAACAGAGGGAACCGUUCUGGAACCUUUAGAAAUGGACUCCUGUGAUAUUGCUAGGGAGCAGGAGGAGAUUGAUGCCACACAAGAGGUAGAUGAUUCAGCUCCGGCCGAGGAGGAGGAACUGGGUGCUGUCGAAGAGGAGCGCAGCAUCAUUCUGCACCUCCUCUCUCAGCUCAAACUGGGCAUGGACCUCACCAGGGUGGUCCUGCCUACUUUCAUUCUGGAGAAGCGCUCCCUGUUGGAAAUGUAUGCAGACUUCAUGUCCCAUCCGGACCUUUUUGUCGCAAUCACUGAUGGCUCCAGCCCAAUGGACCGCAUGGUCCGAUUUGUGGAGUAUUACCUCACUUCCUUCCACGAAGGUCGCAAAGGUGCCAUUGCCAGGAAGCCCUACAACCCCAUCAUCGGAGAGACCUUCCACUGCUCUUGGAAAGUACCCAAGGCGACGACACCUCCAACAGCGGUUUCGAAAGAAGGGACCUCUUGCGCGUCAGACUGCUACAAUGUCCGCUUCGUGGCUGAGCAGGUUUCCCAUCAUCCACCUGUGUCGGGCUUCUAUGCAGAAUGCCAGGAGAGACAGAUGUGUGUCAACACGCAUGUGUGGACCAAGAGCAAGUUCAUGGGCAUGUCCAUUGGCGUCUCUAUGAUCGGAGAAGGUUAUCUACACCUAUUGGAGCACGGUGAAGAAUACACCUUCAGUCUGCCCUCUGCUUAUGCCCGCUCUAUCCUCACUGUGCCCUGGGUGGAACUGGGAGGAAAGGUCAAUGUCAACUGCACCACGACAGGCUACUCUGCAAUCAUCACCUUCCAGACAAAGCCUUUCUAUGGGGGCAAGCUGCACAGAGUGAAUGCGGAGGUCAAACACAACCCCACCAACUCCGUGGUGUGCCGAGUACAGGGUGAGUGGAACGGCGUGCUGGAGUUUACCUAUACCAGCGGGGAGACACGUGUCCUAGACGUUACCAAACUCCCAGUCACCAGAAAAAGAGUACGGCCCAAUGAGCUGCAAGGACCCUAUGAAUCUAGGCGACUGUGGCAGCAUGUGACGGAGUCUCUGAAGGAAAGGGAUAUGGAUAAAGCCACGGAACAGAAGCGUUUCCUGGAGGAAAGGCAGAGGAAAGAGGAGAGGCAUCGAUAUACACAGUAG